Molecule: messenger RNA, 3284 nt
Organism: Dicentrarchus labrax (European seabass)
Lineage: Eukaryota; Metazoa; Chordata; Actinopteri; Moronidae
Product: small conductance calcium-activated potassium channel protein 1-like
Exons: 10
Coding region: 321-2387 (688 amino acids)
Biological process (GO): potassium ion transmembrane transport
Cellular component (GO): neuronal cell body; neuron projection; plasma membrane
Molecular function (GO): small conductance calcium-activated potassium channel activity; calmodulin binding
Source: RefSeq, a predicted model, not a curated record
GGGCUCUGUGAUGCUGGGGCUGCUAAUAGAUUGCCGGAAAGUUUAUACAUGCAGAGCUGGGACCUUUGGAAUAUUUUGAGCUGAUCGCACUGGAGUUCAUUGGAGUUGCAGCUUGAUUUUUUUAAUCACAGUUUAACUCAUUUCAAAUGUCUUCUCAAUGAAAGUGGUGCAUCUGAGUCCAGUUUGUAGCAGGAUUUUAUCUGGAGGAUCUCUUUGUGAUUCAGGCAGAUGUGACCUUCAGAACCGUAAGAAGACUGAAGACUAUAAUACUUGGGGAAAUUACCAGAGAAAGCAGUUGUCUAGUAGACUGGAAACCCUGAAUGAAAAGAAACCCUCUCACCAUGGAGCACUCCCCGUCUAUGAACUUGUCAGUGGUGAGUGGAGAUGAGGUGGAGGACCAGCGCCCCCUCCUCCCCCCCAGGAUGGUCCCUCCACCUCAGGCCUGCCCUCCGCAUUGUGGGAUACACCAAAACCUCCAAACGUCGGCCGAUCAGACCGUGUGGCUGGACAGAACCCAGGCCAUGGCCACCACGCCUCUAUACAACGGCCACCUUUAUGUCACGCCUUCACCUCGCUCCCACCGGAGGGGAGACAAAGGCAAAGAGAAGAAAUGUGAGAAAAGGUCAGGGGGGAGUAGACAAAAUCAAGCACGAAAGGAGCGGAAUCAGCAGUGCAAAGGCAGAAAUGCAGGACCUGACAGACUCCAGGAGAGAGUCACCUCUUUUACUGACAUCCCCGUGUCUCCCUGCGGGUCACCCUUUAAGAGUCCCCGCAGGUCACACUUAGAGGUCAAGGAUACCGAGGGCAGAGGGCGCCGCAAGUCAGGCAACGUUUCUUUGGAGAUGCACGACCGCCUGAGCCUCCCAGAGAUCAUCAUCACCAGCAGAGAUGACGACCUCCAGCAACACAAUGAGACGUCCGAGUACCACCAGGAGGCCAAAGGCCUUCUGCCAGGAGCCGAGUGUCCCAGUUCAAGCCCCAGUCCCGGUCCCCACCUCAGCCCAAAACACAAGGUGGAUGCCAAGGACGACACGUACCGGAAGACCCACAACAUCGGCUGGCGGCUGGUCCACAGGAGGGCUCUGUUUUUGAAGAGGCAGCAGCUGAACGACUGCGCCCUAGCAGUGGGAUUGUUCGGGGUAGUGCUGAUGGUGAUGGAGACAGAGCUCUCCUGGAGCAUCUACAGCAAGAGCUCCGUCUACUCGCUUGCACUCAAGUCCAUCAUCAGUUUCUCUACGAUCAUUGUGCUGGGCCUCAUCAUAGCGUACCACUGCUGUGAGGUGCAGCUCUACGUUCAUGACAUCGGUGCAGAAGAUUGGCGGAUUGCCAUGACAACCGACCGAGUGGCUCUGGUAGCCCUGGAGCUGGCAACGGUGGCCAUUCACCCCUAUCCGGUGGGUCUCCUGGCCUACUUCCAGCAGACCUUUCAGCACACCACGACCCGCCUGUCGCUGUCAGAGACGGACCUGGAGAUCAUCCUGGCUCUGCCCAUGUUCCUCAGGCUCUACCUGCUGGGCCGGGCCAUGAUGCUGCACAGCCGCCUCUUCACUGACACUGCGUCUCGCAGCAUCGGAGCCCUCAAUAAGAUACACUUCAACACUCGGUUUGUGGGGAAAACUCUUAUGACCACCUAUCCAGGGACUGUGCUGAUGAUUUUCAGCGUCUCGCUGUGGGUUGUGGCAGCGUGGGGCUUACAUGUUUGUGAGAGACACCAUAACUACAGGGACCUGAGUAGCAACUACAUGGAGGCCUUGUGGAUGGUCUCUGUCACCUUCUUGUCCAUCGGUUAUGGAGACGUGGUGCCUCACACCUACUGCGGUCGCAGCAUCUGCCUCCUCACUGGGAUAAUGGGAGCGGGCUGCACUGUCCUGGUGGUGGCGGUGGUCGCCAGGAAGCUGGAGCUGACCAGAGCAGAGAAACAUGUUCACAACUUCAUGAUGGACUCCCACAUCUCCAAGAUGUUAAAAAUUGCAGCAGCAAAUGUGCUGAGAGAGACUUGGCUUAUCUACAAACACACUAAGCUGUCAAGAGAAAGAGACCACACCAGAGUCCGCAUGCACCAGAGGAAGCUGCUUCUGGCCAUCCACCAGCUACGGCGAGUGAAGAUGGAGAAGAGGAUACUUGCAGACCAAGGGAACACACUUGUAGACCUCUGCAAGAUGCAGAGCCUGAUGUACGACGUGCUGUCGGAGGUGCAGGGCUGUAGGGGGGAGCUGGACACACACAUCCAUAGCCUGGAGAAAAACGUGGAGGAGUUGAGGGAGGGCUUCAGGAGCUUGAUGCCACUCCUGUCCAGCACCCUGUCCAUGCAGAACUCAUCCAUCCGCCACCUGCUCAGGGAGAGGGAAGAAAAGACAGAGACUGCUAGUACGAGUGUAGACAGGUAGAGGAGGAGGAUGAAGAAAUACAGGUUUCUCAGGUGCUCCUGGAGGAGUUAUCUGCCUAUUGUGCUGCUAAAAUGAUCAUGUUGGGACAUUUUUCUUACAGAGGUGGACACAUUGGUGUUAAUAACAAGGUUAAGGUUGUACAGAAGUAGUAAAAUUGUAUUUAAAAUAGAUUUUAGAACCAUUUUCUGUAGCAGAAAUACCAUAAAACCAAAAUGUAGUAAUGACUCUUGAUUCACUUCUUAUGCAGCUUGUUGCAAACACUGUGGCGGCAACUUAACAACCUGCCACCAAAUUGAACAUUUAUCAAUACUAGAACAGCAAUAAUUAGUGAGUUGAGAGAAAAUAAUUGGCUACUUUUUUGGCCAGUAAAUUGUUUUUCAUGCAAAAAUGCUCAACACUUUAAUAUUUUAGGGCUUUGGGCCAGAUAGAGUAAUUUGUGCUUUAGGAAACUGUGGCUUUUUUCCUCCACCAUUAUAGGUUUUAUAGACCAACUGAUUAAUGGAGAACAUAAUCAGAUUAAUUGAUCGUGAAAAUAAUUUAGUCACAGACCUAAUCAAUAUAUGAACUCAACCAAAAAAUAAACCCAGACAGCUGUUAUCACUCAGCGAGUUGCUUUACCUUAACACUGCACUUUUUUCUGAUUAUGUAAUAGAAAUUGCAUAAAGUUAAAUACAGUUUGGUAUUGUAAUAUAAACCUAUAAUGUUACAGACUUGUGAAGAUAACCUAUAGUUCUUUCUAAUAAAAAUUAUAAGACUGCCUUUGUAUUUAAUGUCUGAGACAGUUAGAAUAACCACACACUAACCAUUCCUUUAGCCAAAACAAUAUUUUAUUAAGAGAGACAGGGUUGGAGGGUGGAGUUACAGCAACAACUGAUCUGUCGACAUGAACAGCGGAAA